This is a messenger RNA of Haliotis rubra (blacklip abalone), 2064 nucleotides long. Its product is annotated as fibropellin-1-like. The coding region runs from base 1 to 1635 and encodes 544 amino acids. Lineage: Eukaryota; Metazoa; Mollusca; Gastropoda; Lepetellida; Haliotidae. The record is from RefSeq and is a predicted model, not a curated record. Gene Ontology annotation, cellular component: plasma membrane; protein-containing complex. The transcript has 11 exons. Gene Ontology annotation, biological process: heterophilic cell-cell adhesion; establishment or maintenance of epithelial cell apical/basal polarity. Gene Ontology annotation, molecular function: calcium ion binding.
AUGAUCAUCACAAGAUGGGAUGACCGAGAACUGGGUAUGAUCAUCACAAGAUGGGGUGACCGAGAACUGGGUAUGAUCAUCACCGGAAAUGGUGAAAUGCUGACGUGCCACACCGUCCAGUCCUGUUUUGGCUACACAGAUCGACCCAACGACUUCAUUGAACCUCAGCUUUCCCCCGUGGAGAUACAGCGGGGAGUUAACCUACAAUUUGCCCCGAGUCAGUAUGACGGCCUCAAUUUCCCGAUUCUGCCGUUCAAAGUCGACGAGGCUGGGUUCCGCACGUGCAACAAAAGCCAUGGGCUGCCCGUUCUGCAAGAGGAGAGCAAUCAGACAUUUGCAAUUCCAGCAGAGUUGCUUCCUGUAGGAGUUCAUUAUUUCAUCGUGGACAUGGACGAUGACCCCCUCAUCCGCUGUGAGUUCGGCCUCCGUUUGAACGUGACUGUGAAGGACAACAAUUGUCGCCAUGGAGACGGCCCAUCCUGUGAAGGUCAAGGUCUCUGUGCCACAAGGAAAGGGGAGGCGAACUUCACCUGCUCCUGCUGCGGGAACUUCCGGGGAGACUACUGCGACGAGUACGACUCCUGCCUGAGUGAUCCCUGCUACGGCGGUGGUCAGUGUGAGCACAAGAACAACGACAGGCGGGGCUUCCAGUGUAGCUGCAGACUCGGUUAUCGGGGGGAUCUUUGUGAAGAAAGGGUUGACGAUCUUUGUGACCUUGACCUUUGCAAAAACAAUGGCACGUGUAUGGGGAAUGCCACGCACUUCACGUGCACCUGUCUCCAUGGUUACACGGGCUCCCACUGCGAGGUGGACAUCAACGAGUGCGCGGACGCCCCCUGCAAACAUGGCGGCAUGUGCGUGGACAGAAUCGCAGGAUACGAGUGUUACUGCGUCCCAGGGUAUCAUGGCGCCGACUGUGAGAAGAAGUAUGACGAGUGCCUCCACAACCCAUGCCUCCACAACGGCGCAUGCGCAAGCCUUAUCGACAGCUACAAAUGUCACUGUCCGACCGGAUAUAGUGGUCACAUCUGUGAAACCAAGGUCGAACUGUGCCGGAAGAACCCCUGCUUUAACCAGAGCGCAUGCGUGGACCUGGGGAACACUUACAAGUGUCACUGCCACCCGGGAUUUACAGGUCACCACUGCGAAGUGAACGUCAACGAGUGCGCCUCCAACCCCUGUCUGAAUGGCGGGACUUGUCGUGAUCACGUGAACGGAUAUCAGUGCCUGUGCCACGAAAUGCAUGCCGGUCCAAACUGCCAAUACACACUGGACAUGUUCGCUCCGUUCCUGGAGGGCAAACCACGUGGUGUCUCGGACUCCCAGCAUUCCUACCACGUCCGGAACUUGUACAUCGUGGCCGGAACUCUGUCCGGCGCCAUCUUGAUCGUCGUAGUCGUGCUGACGGGCUGCUACUGCCGGAUGCACGAGAGUUACAAGAAAUUCAAUUUCAAACGCUUGAAGUACAGACGACACAAAGACAUGGAACCUGGCGAGUCCACCGUGGAUGUCAGCAGCGUCGCAUGUCCCCGCCUCUCCAUCGACGCCAUCUGGGAGGCCACCAGCCUCAGCUACGACAACAGCCAGCUCCAGUCACCGCUUCACAAGGACUCACUCAAACACAUGAAGAUCUGAGGAGUUCUCAUCAUGGGUGUUCUGACCAAAUUUUCCUGUGACAAAAGGGACUAUUUUUUCUGGGAUUUAGGGGAAAAUUGUUAAAACGAUGUUGAUUGACAUGAAAUAUUAACUUAAAUGAGAUGUUAUUUUUCGUUCACAGAUUUGAGUUUAUGUUAUCAUCAGAUUUUAUUCAUAUAAUAAUUCUCAACACUGAAAGGUUUGGUGUGUAUAAUGUAGGGUGUUGUACACAUGUUUGUCUGAUGAAUGUCAAGCAUAAUUCCAUCUAGCUUGUCGCAAUAACAACAGAUGUUCUUCCUGUAUUGUCCAAGGCGAUGUCCUAGGUGAGAUUGUCCGGUUUGCAGAUUGUACUAAACAAUAACUCGUGCACACGCUGUCACGUGUGAAUAAUUCAAUAAUUUGAAUAAUUAAAACAUUCAUUUCACAAAA